AUGGACAAGCGGCCCUUGUUAAACGAUGAUAGUUUAAAUGAACAACAAGCAGCAGCCGUUCCACAAAUGAAAAGUCACACUCACGUAUUUACGAGUUUUCCUAGUUCAGCGGUUGAUCAAGAUGAUGCUGAUGAGAAUUACGUUGGUAAUAAUAAUCGUGAUGCUCAUGUAUAUAAUACAACGAAUUCUGAUCAAUUCUCAUUGCCGCGACCCGCAACAUCUUCAACAGCUAAUAAUAAACAACAAUCACGUUUAUGGCAAUUUGAUUAUUAUCGACAAUAUUUUGAGGUUGAUACAAAACAGGUUUUACAAAGAUUAUUAGGCAGCAUAACACCAAGACCGAAUCAAAGUUAUUUCGAUAGUACUAUCCGCCAAAAUCCGGAUCUGUACGGACCGUUUUGGGUUUGUGUUACAUUUAUUUUCACAAUCGCCAUUAGUGGAAAUAUUAAAGAUUAUUUUCGUUUAUCGUCAACCGAAUUUCAAAUUGAUUUCAGUAAAAUAACGUUGUCAUCUAUUAUCUUAUUUCUUUAUUGGUGGUUGAUGCCAGCAUUUGUUUAUUUAUUUUUUCGUUGGCGCUUAAAUAGAAUUGAAUAUACAUAUUUAGAAUUACUCUGUGUAUAUGGUUAUUCAUUAACAAUAUUUAUUCCAAUUUGUAUCUUAUGGAUGAUUCAAAUAAAUUGGCUACAAUGGUUAUUAACAAUUUUCGGUUCAUUAAUUAGUGGUAGUGUAUUAAUUGUCACAUUUUGGCCAACUGUAUCGAUCGAUCAAAAGCGAGUAACAGCAUUGUCUAUGGCAGCCGUUUUUUUAAUGCAUACAUGUCUAGCUGUCAGUAUUAUGUUAGUAUUUUUUCACGUCACAGAUUCAAAAACCAAACUGUCAACUAUUUCGACUACUAUCCUGGGAACAGUAGCGACAACAAAACGUAUAAUCGCAGCAACAGCAAAAAUUUGA
Molecule: messenger RNA, 951 nt
Organism: Didymodactylos carnosus
Lineage: Eukaryota; Metazoa; Rotifera; Eurotatoria; Philodinida; Philodinidae
Source: the annotation of a GenBank genome assembly